GUCAGCUUUAACUGUGGUUUUAGCGUGGAUUAACAUGGGAUUACCGAUGUGAUCAAGGCGUCUGCUCGACCUAACCUAACGUUUUGGUGCUGGCAAGUGCGCUAAAGUGCACGUUGGUUGAAAGCUAAAGGUGAAUAAAGAUCAAAUGUCAAAAUUGCCCAGUACACACUGCCUACAGCCUACACUUUUCCACAAAAAUAUUGUUUAAGGAAAAGAUAUGCAGAGUUGAAUAUGGCUUCACUUUGCAAAAAUAUACUGAGCAGGCAUAUUUUAACAAUAAGAAUCAAUAAUUUGGGCCAACUAUCAACUAACAUAGUUAGUCGGAUAGCUAAUAAUCCGACAGCAGGAAUUAUCAUUAUCGGAGAUGAAAUACUAAAGGCACAAGUCAUCGACACCAAUUCCAAUUAUAUUUGUAGUCUACUCUAUGGCAAUGGAGUUAAAGUCAAAAAAAUUUCAGUUAUUAGUGAUGAGAUUGACCGGAUAGCGGAGGAGAUUGUACAUUUCUCUAAUAAAUACACUUAUGUAAUAACGUCAGGAGGAAUAGGACCCACACAUGACGACGUUACUUUUGAAGCACUUGCCAAGGCAUUUGGUGAUAAGCUACAUUAUCAUCCCAAGCUGGUAGAAGUCAUCAAAACCUUUGCCAGCUCGCAAGAUAUUUCUUCUCCGGCAUACAAACUAGCUCGAAUACCUGAAACCGCAUCCUUAAAGUAUGGCGUCAAUCAAGAAACUGGGGAAAAACUAGUUUACCCUUGUGUUACUCUUAAGAAUGUGUACGUUUUUCCUGGCUCUCCAUUGUUCCUUAAGAAGUCCUUCGGAAAUGUAUACAAGGAAUUAUUUAUAACAAAUCAUAAUUUUAUAAGCAAGCAACUAUAUCUCAGUGCUAGGGAAGAAUUAUUUGCUGAUGCUUUGACAAAAGUUUCUGAAGAAUUUCCUAAUGUAACAUUUGGCUCCUACCCUACCACAAAUACCAGCUAUUACCAAGCUCGCGUGACUAUAGAGAGUGAUAGUGAAGAAAAUACGGACAAAGCUUUGGCAAGAUUUGUCGAAUUAGCUCCUCCAAAUGCUGUCAUAGACUUUGACUCCAAACGAAAAGAUCAAAAAUCAGGAGGUUCUGAAACCACCAAUACAGAUUCUUCGUCUUGAUUUGGUACAUGAUAAGGGUUCUGGCAUGCAGCAGCUAGAAGGGAAGGCUCUCUAUCACCAAAUCUCUCAACUCAACGAGUGCCCCAAAAUGUCUUGCUGCAAACUUCACGAACGACGGUGACUAAUCCAAGUUGCUGUUUUUUGAUUUUGGUCUAUCAUAUCAUCUAGAAUUUCAUAUAGCUUGCAGUUACACCCUAUAGGUUACACCGGUGAUGCAGAUUCAAAUCUGGAUCAAUUUGUUCGAAUAGAAGGGAGACCGUCUUUCCUUGAAGUUAGACGACGCAAUUUCGCAGAGAGCCCGUAAAAUACGGCGCGAACGAUUUGAAAUUCUACGUAUCUGACCAUUUGAGCGUUGACUGAAAUCUGCAGUCAAUGAUUUGGGAUUUCCUGCACCCAAGUGAGUAAGGUGCUUAGCGAUCUAAUCCCAUCUAAUCUGGAAAUGUCAGAAUAAGGGUUUUAAUAAUUUCUGACAGUAUAUUGAUUUAUUUGCAACGGAAAUUGUGUAGUAUUUAUAUCCUGUACAUAAUAUUUUAAUAAUAUUGAUUUUACCCGUG
Molecule: messenger RNA, 1700 nt
Organism: Athalia rosae (coleseed sawfly)
Lineage: Eukaryota; Metazoa; Arthropoda; Insecta; Hymenoptera; Athaliidae
Product: FAD synthase-like
Exons: 8
Coding region: 232-1146 (304 amino acids)
Source: RefSeq, a predicted model, not a curated record